Messenger RNA from Daucus carota subsp. sativus, 1553 nucleotides. RefSeq names its product mannose-1-phosphate guanylyltransferase 1. NCBI's taxonomy places the organism in Eukaryota, Viridiplantae, Streptophyta, Magnoliopsida, Apiales, Apiaceae. The transcript is spliced from 5 exons. Gene Ontology annotation, molecular function: mannose-1-phosphate guanylyltransferase (GTP) activity; GTP binding. The record is from RefSeq and is a predicted model, not a curated record. Gene Ontology annotation, biological process: GDP-mannose biosynthetic process. Gene Ontology annotation, cellular component: cytoplasm. Bases 234 to 1319 code for a protein of 361 amino acids.
AUCUACCCACAAGUCCACAACCACAAUACAUCUCUCUCCCCUCGCUCUCUCUCCCUCUCUCCCUCGUAUAAAAGGUAGAGAGGUUUAGCAAACACAAGAUAAUUGUAUAGAGAUACACAGCCUGAGUCUUACCAUUUGUAGUUUGACUCCCUCAUUCAUAUAACACAAAAGGCGAGGGAGAUUUUCUACAUUCAGAUCUGCUGUGCUCUUUGGAUUAGUAAGAUCAUCCCAGGAUGAAGGCCCUUAUUCUCGUUGGAGGGUUUGGAACUCGGUUGAGGCCGCUGACUCUCAGCUUCCCCAAGCCCCUUGUUGAUUUUGCUAACAAGCCUAUGAUUUUGCAUCAGAUUGAGGCGCUGAAGGCUAUUGGAGUGAAUGAAGUAGUUCUAGCUAUUAAUUACCAACCAGAGGUGAUGCUCAACUUCUUGAAGGAUUUUGAGACUAAGCUUGGUAUCAAGAUCACAUGUUCACAAGAGACUGAACCACUUGGCACUGCAGGGCCUCUGGCUCUAGCUAGAGAUAAACUCGUCGAUGAAAGCGGUGAGCCAUUUUUCGUGCUAAACAGUGAUGUGAUCAGUGAAUACCCCCUGAAGCAGAUGAUUGAGUUCCACAAAUCCCAUGGUGGUGAGGCUUCCAUCAUGGUUACAAAGGUGGAUGAGCCUUCUAAAUAUGGUGUAGUCGUGAUGCAAGAGUCAACAGGGCAAGUUGAACGGUUUGUGGAGAAACCCAAAUUAUUUGUAGGCAACAAGAUCAAUGCUGGUAUUUACCUUCUGAACCCAUCUACGCUCGAUCGAAUUGAACUAAGACCUACCUCAAUUGAGAAAGAGGUUUUCCCCAAAAUCGCAGCAGAAAAGAAGCUUUAUGCAAUGGUCCUUCCAGGAUUUUGGAUGGACAUUGGACAGCCAAGAGAUUACAUUACUGGUCUAAGACUUUACCUAGACUCCCUUAGAAAGAACUCUCCAUCUAAAUUGACCACAGGAGCCCACAUUGUUGGAAAUGUUCUAGUGGAUGAGAGUGCAAAAAUUGGAGAGGGAUGUCUUAUUGGACCUGACGUUGCUAUUGGGCCUGGUUGCGUCAUUGAGUGUGGAGUUAGACUCUCUCGCUGUACUGUGAUGCGCGGCGUCCGUGUCAAGAAACAUGCCUGCAUUUCCAGCAGUAUCAUUGGUUGGCACUCAACAGUUGGACAAUGGGCUCGUGUUGAAAACAUGACUAUUCUUGGAGAGGAUGUUCAUGUUUGUGAUGAAAUAUACAGUAAUGGAGGUGUAGUUCUGCCUCACAAGGAAAUCAAGUCUAGCAUUCUGAAGCCAGAGAUUGUGAUGUGAAGUACUCUGCAAGUGUUUCUUGGUGAUAUAGUAAGUUAUGUGAUCGGUUUGUUUCAUUUCCUUUCUUCCCCGUGUCUGUUCUUUUUGAAGUGUAAAAGUCCGGUCUUUAGUAAGUUUUGGGAGUUGUUAUGCGGGGAAUGUUUUCUUUUACUAAGAAGAUAAUGAUAUAUGGUCUGUUAGAAUUGUGUAACGUUUGGUGUACAAAGAAAUAAACUCCGUUAAAGUUUUCUGUUA